CUGCCAUCCCACAGCAGUACAGAAAGAUCGAAUUGGGCCUAGCCAAUGGAGGCUUUAGUACCGUUGUCCAGUGCCAUUUCUUAACUAUUACAACAAGGGCCGAGGCUACGAAGACAGGCAUAAACGAGAGGCAGGUUGAACGAUGGCAGCCAAAGAAGAAAAUAUACGAAAGAAAAAUUAUCACCUCGAAAAUCUAAAGUGUUCAUCAUGUUCUCAUACAUUGACUUUUCCAAAGACAUUGUCUUGUGGUCAUACACUAUGCUCCAGAUGUAUUCCUGAUUCCUUUGAAGAUAAUGAUGGUGUUGUGGUAUGCAAAGUUUGUGAUGAACCAACAGAGAGACAGAACCUUAAUUGUGAACAAUACAUAACUAGGCUAUUAGAGGUAGUAAGAAAGGUUGGGAAAGCUGCCAGCGCACAAUGUUACACCUGUGAGGGCCAGGUUGCUGCUGCAUUUUCAUGUCAAGAAUGUGAACAGUUUUACUGUGAAGAGUGCUUGCAUGUUCAUAACAGAAUACCUAUAUCUAAUAACCAUAGUUCAUCCUCUUUAGAUGAUUUUUUCUCUGAAGAUCAGUUUGAUGCCAUGAAGUUCCAAAUUCGGAGGUGUCCAACACAUGAUCACCCACUCGAGUUUUAUUGUAUGGCAUGCGAUGUUUCAAUUUGUAAGUCAUGCAAUGAUCACAAAUGUCAUGAUGUUAAUGAUAUCGAUCGUUCUUUUGAUGAAAAGUUGUUAGUAUUUGAAGGUAUCAAAGAAACUUCACAAGAACAGAUUCAAGAAUUAGAAGGAGCUUGUGAAUGCAUUCAUGAUGUCAAAGCAGAUUUACAGUUGAAUAAAGAAAGUAGUCUAGAAGAAAUCUCUGAUUAUGGCAAGUCCAUUGAAAGAGCUGUAAAAGAUAGGAUGCAAAGCCACAGAAAUGAGGUGCAUACAAAAUAUCGUGAAAAGAUGAAGUUCAUUGCAAUGCAAAAGAACGAUAUUUUAAUGAUGAAGGAAAAUCUUUGUAAAACAAGUCAUAUUAUGAUGGAGUUGAUAGGAUUCAAAAAUCCAGCUUUGGUAAUGUCUACCGGUAGGCGAAUCAUGCAGACAUUGAGUACACAAAAUACUAUCAGUGAAAUAGAUCUUGAACCAGUUAUAAACUAUCAUAUGACUAUUUCAGAUGCAAUCAAAGAUCUUAUUGACAGAAUUCAAGUCAUUCCUGGCAUAUAUCUGAAUGGGUCUGUUGCACAGUAUUGUAGACUCAACCCCACUACUGAUGUCAUUACGUGUGGCCACAUUGCAAGAUUUCAUUUGCUGACAAACAAUAUCGAUGGUAAUCCCGUAAUGAUAGGAGGUGCGGAUGUCAGAGCAAUUUUUAGGCACCAUACAGGAGAACCUGAAAUAGAAGCAAAUGUUUUUGAUAAGCACGAUGGCUCAUAUGAGAUUACAGCUCUUUGUCACAGUGCUGGUAAAUACUCAGUUGAUGCAUACGUAUUUGAUCGACCAAUCCCUGACAGUCUUCAAUUUACAGCUGUACAGUGGGUAAUUUCUGAACAAGUCUAUUCCAUCCAUAAGGGUCAAAAACUCCAAGUGCAACUCCAAGCUAUGGACGAUGUUGGCAACAUUAUUGAUAACACACUGGAGGAUAUAUCUGCAGAUAUAAUCUCACCAACUGAUGAAAUUAAAAAGCUUGAUGUCAUCUAUGAUGCUGGCAUAUGUAAGGUGGAGCUGACCACACUGCUCAAUGCAAAGGGUAACUGGAAAAUUAAUUUUUACGAUCCUAAUGAAGUUACUAAAGUUGAUGUCCAUGUGUUUGAAUGGAAUGUUGAUGUUGUUAAUGUCAUCAAAAAGCAACAUCAACAAUUUGAGAUAAACUUGAUAGCAUCAAGUGGGACAGCAGAUAUAAAGCCAACAAAAGAACCAAAGAUGUUAGUUUCAUUGGUAGAUCCUGAAGGUACUUCCAAAUCAGUUCGUGCAGUGAUGAUUGAUGAAAGAAUUUUAUAUCGUGUCACAUUAGAAUGUGAUAGAUUGGGCAUGUGGUUAAUAAAUGCCACUGUAUUUGACUGUCCUCUUCAACAAGUCAAUAUUAACGUAAUUGAGUGGAUUGUUGAUGCUGACAUGUCCCAUUUGGCAUGUGGAGAUCAUUUUGUGUUCAAACUCUGGGCAUGUGAUGUACAUGAAAAUGUAGUAGAAAAUAGUAACGCUAUUGUCAAAUCACAAGCUAGAAGUCCUUUGGGUGAAGUUGUUGACCUCUCAGUGGAACUUAUGGAUAAUGGUGUCUACAUUAUCGAAGGUAAUCUAGAUAUUGUAGGUCAGUGGUCUUUGGAAGUUAAUGUUGAUGAUGAGGAUUUGAUACCAAUUGAGACUGUGGUAUUUCAGUGGAAUUUAGAUGCAGAUGUUGUUGUCCUUUCAGUUGGUGAGAUAUUCCAUGCAAAAUUGAUUGCAGUCGACUCUAAUCAACAGACUGUGAGUGAAGCCAGAGUAAAUAUAGAUGCAUUUCUGGACAGUGUUACAGGGCGGCAUGCAUUUGAUGUCCUGGACAAUGCAGAUGGCUCAUAUACAAUUACUGGACAGUGUUUUGAGGUUGGAGUCUGGAAGCUACAGAUCCUUCUCAAUGAAGAUUUGUAUACUAUGCUUGACCUCCAGGUCGUUGAUUGGACUGUUGAUGCUGAUAGCACGACCAUGUCUGUUGGUCAGACAUUUAGCAUUACGUUAAGUUCAGUAGAUGAAAAUGGGGAAAGAGUGACCAAUGGCCGUGGUGACAUAACAACGUACCUGCGAAAUCCAAACCAGAAGUAUAGAAAGACAGAUAUUACCAAUUUAGACAAUGGAUCAUAUGAAAUUAGCGGAAUGUGCAACAUCAGUGGUAUGUGGGUUCUUGGAAUUCGUGUUUAUGGUGAACCACCAUCUGACUUUGAGGUAUCAAUUGAGGUUGUCAAAGAAGGAUAUGUGAUGUCAGUAGAUACUCGCAAAUUAUGGCUGGACAAGAUGUCAGGUGAUAUUGCAUGUUUGGUAUGGUACACAGAUAACAUUCUAUUGGUCAGCAACAACACAAAUGAAAUAAUCAUGAUUACUAAGAUUGGGGAUUUUGUAUCAAGACUAUGUCUAGAUGGUAACCGAAAAAUAGGCUGCAUAUGUCCUUGUUACGAUGGGAGGAUAGUUCUGCUAGACCAGGGCAAAAAAGAAGUACUUGUCCUUCCUAGAUUUGGUGAAGAUAUUUCCUGCACAUUUAGCAAUGACAUGCUAAAAUCGCCUUUCAGUGCCACUGUUGACAAAAAUUACAUUUUUGUUGUUGAUAAUUCCAAACACUGUGUGAUGAAGUUUAGUUUUUCUGGGCAACUGAUCAAGAGCAUAGGUCUAGAGAAAAACAGAUAUGGGCAGUUGAAGCGGCCAUGGUUUGCUGUAACCAGUACUGAUGGCAACCUGUUAGUCUCAGACAAUGGCAACAAUUGCAUCCAGAUGUACAAUAUUGAUGGUGUGUUUGUCAAGACCCUGGUGGGAUCCGGUAGGAAUGAUGGAUCGAUCGUUUUGCCUCGUGGCUUGUCGGUUGGCCAUAAUGGGAAUGUAUUUGUUGCUAGUGAUCAUAAGUUGCAACUGUUUGAUGGAGAUGGCAACUUCAUCAGCAGUAUCCUAGAAAACCCAACUGUGAAUCCACAUGGAAUUGCAGUGGUAUCGCGUGUACCGAGACAGAUUGCGAUUACACAAUCAGACAGUAGCAGUUUUGAAUUGUAUAACUAUUAAAUAGCUUGUGCCCUUUAGUGUUCCUCCUGCACCAGCUGAUAAUCCUCCACCUGUGACUGGCUCCUGUAGUGCAGUGCAAAUCCCAAUAUUUGGGAUGUAUUUUACACAUAAGUGUAGCAAUACUGUGCAAAGACUAUACGUACAGUAUGUAUAUAAAGCUCUAUGUUCACACUAGCAAAUUUUAUGUGACACAUUUGUGUGAUGUGUCCAUAUAUGGGAAUGAUGAUGUCAUAUUACACCCAGUUAUGGGCUUAUCACAUUUUCUAGUUGCAUAAAAUGUGAUAGUGUUAGCAGAGGUUUAGUUGACAUUUUAAUAAUACCCUAAUUAUCAUAGUUUUUGUAAAUUAUUUUAGUUUUUGAAAUGCUUGUGAUAGAGCCACAUGCUCUGAGUUAGCCUUCACAUGAAGCCUCCUAUUGGUCUAUUUCAUUUGUUUGUUUUUAUUAUUAUUUUUUUUUUUGUAGAGUUUUUGUAGUUGAUUAGAAAUUUGAUAGUAUGGUAUCCACACACAAUUUAGCAACUAGCUGAUUAAUUGAUCUGAAAUCUGGUAAUAUACAGGAAUUAUGAUAGACCUAUCACUUGAUUUUUCCAUCAUUUUGUACAUGAUAGUGCUUAACUAUGAAAUGUUUUAUGAUUUAUCAGUGAAUGUGCAAAAGUUAAAUACAACUAGGUACACGCACAAUUUAGCAGCAAGCACAGAAACGAAUUUGAGACCAUUUUUUAUAAAUUGUUAAGGCAGUGAGUAAGGGUGUACUGUAUUUAUUUUUUUUUUAAAUUGUUUGUAUUGUUCUUGGGGGUGUAUUGUUGCAUACCCCCUCCACCCCACAUACAAGUCAGAGGCUCCCCAGACACCCUCCUACCAGAAAUUUGCUGAGCAAAAAAAAUUACAUACUGUACUAAAAAGUUACCAGCUUACUCUCCCUCUCUUAAUUCAAGUCCCUCUCUAAACUCUGCACCCCUCCCAUCAGCACCUCCAUGUCAAUGCUGUACUUCUAAAUACAGGACGUUUAGUAAGUCUCUUGUAAAUAAUGUUUAAAGAAGAAUUGAAGACUUUUUUUUUGUCAAAUUUGGAUUGAAUUUCAAAGUAUUUGUUUUUUGGAAAAUAAAAGUUACAAGGAAUAACGAAA
Molecule: messenger RNA, 4837 nt
Organism: Anneissia japonica
Lineage: Eukaryota; Metazoa; Echinodermata; Crinoidea; Comatulida; Comatulidae
Exons: 2
Coding region: 143-3712 (1189 amino acids)
Biological process (GO): positive regulation of DNA-templated transcription
Cellular component (GO): nucleoplasm; chromatin
Molecular function (GO): ubiquitin-protein transferase activity; zinc ion binding; protein binding
Source: RefSeq, a predicted model, not a curated record